AUGGUGCUGGCUGCAUGGAUACCCGCCAAAUAUCUGAGCGUGUCAGUGGGCAGCGUGAACAUCAGGUCGGCCACCAAAGUGCCUGUGUCCGCAGUCUUUGUCCACUCCAAAUACAACCGCACAACAAACCAGAACGAUAUCGCUGUUCUCAGGAAUGGGCAAACUUCAAAUGAACUGAAGUACGUGACGGUGAACGUGACGGACACAGCGAUUUGCCGCACGAGGCUGCUCGUUCUGGAAGGGAUGCUGUGUGCUGGAGGGGUGAGGAACGAAGACUCCUGCCAGGGAGACAGUGGUGGGCCACUCGUGUGUAAUGGUUCACUUGCAGGAAUAGUCAGCUUUGGCUACUACUGCGGUCUGCCAGGCUACCCUGGCGUGUAUACCGACGUGUCCAAAUACGUCGACUUCCUCAACUAUUCGCUGACCAGAGCCGGCGCCGCGUCAGUGACGUCACCAGUCCACCAGACGCUGACCGUCGUCUGCUCCAUCGUAGCCACGUGGGCAGCGUGGGGAGCGGCCAGCCGGGUCUAA
Molecule: messenger RNA, 531 nt
Organism: Schistocerca serialis cubense
Lineage: Eukaryota; Metazoa; Arthropoda; Insecta; Orthoptera; Acrididae
Product: trypsin Tyr p 3.0101-like
Exons: 4
Coding region: 1-531 (176 amino acids)
Biological process (GO): proteolysis
Molecular function (GO): serine-type endopeptidase activity
Source: RefSeq, a predicted model, not a curated record